AUGUCGUUAGUGUGUGCUAUUUCUAAUGAAGUGCCAGAGCAUCCUGUGGUUUCACCAGUAUCCGGAUCAAUUUUUGAAAGACGUCUAAUAGAGAAAUAUAUCAAAGAAAACAAUACUGAUCCUAUAAAUGGUGAAGAAUUAACUGUUGAACAGUUAGUGGACAUAAAAACUGCCUCUAUCGUUAAACCUAAACCUGUGACUGGCACUAGCAUUCCUGCAAUAUUGAAAAUGCUCCAAGAUGAAUGGGAUGCAGUGAUGUUACAUGCAUUUACACAAAGACAACAAUUGCAAACUGCUAGACAAGAAUUGAGUCAUGCUUUGUACCAGCAUGAUGCUGCUUGUCGUGUGAUAGGCCGUUUGACUAAGGAAGUAACAGCUGCACGUGAGGCUUUGGCUACACUCAAACCUCAAGCCGGAAUUUCUGUUGGCGAUUCAUCUGCAAAUGCUGGACCUACUACAAUACCACAACCAGCAAUUGCUAUGGAAGCCGCUGGAGUGCCUAAUCAACCCACUGAAGAAGCUGGUAUCACUGAUGAUAUUAUUAAGAAACUACAAGAGAAGGCUACAGUUUUAACACAAGAGCGAAAGAAACGAGGACGUACAGUUCCAGAAGACUUGAUGGACCAAGAAUCAUUAAAAGGAUUUAAAACAUUGGCAUCCCAUCCAGGUCUUCAUAGUGCUAGCGUACCAGGAAUAUUGUCUUUAGAUAUACACAAUGAAGAUACUAGUAAAAUUUUAACUGGAGGAAAUGAUAAAAAUGCUACAGUAUUUAAUAAGGAUACUGAACAAAUAAUAGCUGUUCUGAAAGGUCACACAAAGAAGGUCACACGAGUCAUUUAUCAUCCAAAUGAAGAUGUUGUGAUAACUGGAUCACCUGAUACAACAAUUCGAGUAUGGAAUGUUGGUGCUUCUAAUCCCUUAUCUCAAAUAAUUAGAGCUCAUGAAGGUCCAGUAACUGGAGUGUCAUUGCAUCCAACUGGGGAUUAUGUUUUGUCUACAUCUGUUGACCAGAACUGGGCAUUUUCUGAUAUUCGCACUGGAAAACUAUUAACCAAAGUUUCAAGUCAAACUUCAAACAAUACUCUAACUACUGGACAAUUUCAUCCUGAUGGACUUAUUUUUGGUACUGGUACUUCAGAUUCAAAUGUUGUAAUUUGGGAUUUGAAGGAGCAAUCAAAUGUAGCAACAUUUUCAGGACAUUCUGGACCAAUUACGGCCAUAUCAUUUUCUGAAAAUGGUUACUAUCUUGCUACUUCAGCAGAUGACUGCUGUGUAAAACUUUGGGAUUUACGUAAAUUAAAAAACUUUAAAACUCUCGUCAUGGAUGAUGGAUAUGAAAUCAAAGACUUAUGUUUUGACCAAAGCGGAACUUAUCUGGGUGUUGCAGGAACUGAUGUUCGUGUUUAUAUGUGUAAGCAAUGGCAAGAAUUGAAAGUCUUCAACGAUCACACAGCACUGGCUACAGGAAUUAGAUUUGGAAAACAUUCUCAAUUUAUUGCUUCUACUAGUAUGGACAGAACACUGAAACUUUAUGGAAUUUAA
Molecule: messenger RNA, 1542 nt
Organism: Macrosiphum euphorbiae (potato aphid)
Lineage: Eukaryota; Metazoa; Arthropoda; Insecta; Hemiptera; Aphididae
Source: the annotation of a GenBank genome assembly